UCUGCCUAGAAAAAGGAAUUGAAGUGUUUUAAUCAUGCUGACCAGCAAGGGCUGGGGAUUCCUUCAUUUAGAUUUGUGUCUCUUGCUGUAUACGUCCACGCCUUCAUUUAAAGGUUGCGUAGGCUGUGCCUCUGAAGAGAGACUCUUCCACAAGCUGUUUGCCCAUUAUAACCGGUUCAUCAGGCCUGUGGAAAAUGUUUCUGACCCCGUCACGGUGCAUUUUGAAGUGGCCAUCACACAGUUGACCAACGUGGAUGAAGUAAACCAGAUUAUGGAAACCAAUCUAUGGCUGCGUCACAUCUGGAAUGAUUACAGAUUGCGCUGGGAUCCAGUGGGGUAUGAUGACAUUGAGACUCUCCACGUUCCAGCAGACAAGAUUUGGAAGCCUGACAUUGUUCUCUAUAAUAAUGCUGUUGGUGACUUCCAAGUAGAAGGCAAGACAAAAGCUCUUCUUAAAUACAAUGGCAUGAUAACCUGGACCCCACCAGCUAUUUUUAAGAGUUCCUGUCCCAUGGACAUCACCUUUUUCCCUUUUGAUCAUCAAAAUUGUUCCCUGAAAUUUGGCUCCUGGACAUAUGACAAGGCUGAGAUUGAUCUUCUGAUCAUUGGAUCUAAAGUAGAUAUGAAUGACUUUUGGGAAAAUAGUGAGUGGGAAAUUGUGGAUGCAUCUGGAUACAAGCAUGACAUCAAAUAUAACUGUUGUGAAGAGAUAUACACAGAUAUAACCUAUUCUUUUUACAUUAGGAGACUGCCUAUGUUCUACACUGUUAACCUAAUCAUCCCCUGUCUCUUCAUUUCCUUUCUAACUGUGUUGGUUUUCUACCUUCCUUCAGACUGUGGUGAAAAGGUGACACUCUGCAUCUCAGUCCUGCUUUCUUUGACUGUAUUUUUGCUAGUAAUUACAGAGAUCAUCCCAUCUACAUCUCUUGUGAUCCCAUUAGUGGGUGAGUAUCUACUGUUUACCAUGAUCUUUGUCACACUGUCCAUUGCUGUGACUGUGUUUGUGCUGAACAUACACUAUCGUACCCCAGCAACACACACCAUGCCCCAGUGGGUGAAGACGAUUUUUCUCCAGCUAUUUCCCCAAAUCCUGUUGAUGAGGAGGCCUGUGGACAAGACAAAAGGGGCAGGUUCUGAUGAAGAUUCCAAAGGUCUUUCCGGUAGUAGACCUGUCAAGGUCAAGCUUGCCAAUCAAAAAGAGUCCAAACUUCCUAAGGAAUGCUGCCAUUGUCAUAAGUCAAGUAAGCUUACCACCAACAAGAGAAGAUUAAAUCAGCAGCCUCUACAAAGGGUGAUGGAAAAUUUGGAACACUCACCUGACUUUGAAGAUGUCAUUAAUAGCAUUCAAUUUAUAGCAGACAACAUGAAGAACCAUAAUGAGAGAAAAGAGGUUGAAGAUGAGUGGAAAUAUGUGGCCAUGGUGGUAGACAGAGUAUUUCUCUGGGUCUUUAUAAUUGUCUGUGUAUUUGGAACUGCAGGCCUAUUUCUACAGCCACUGCUUAGGAAUGCAGCAAAAUCUUAA
Molecule: messenger RNA, 1522 nt
Organism: Dipodomys ordii (Ord's kangaroo rat)
Lineage: Eukaryota; Metazoa; Chordata; Mammalia; Rodentia; Heteromyidae
Gene: Chrna6
Product: cholinergic receptor, nicotinic, alpha 6 (neuronal)
Exons: 6
Coding region: 35-1522 (495 amino acids)
Biological process (GO): chemical synaptic transmission; nervous system process; regulation of membrane potential
Cellular component (GO): neuron projection; postsynaptic membrane; synapse
Molecular function (GO): acetylcholine-gated monoatomic cation-selective channel activity; transmembrane signaling receptor activity
Source: RefSeq, a predicted model, not a curated record